AUGCCGCAGUCCCCCGGGUCGCUCCUUUCCGGGCUCGGGCUCGUGCGCGAGCACACCCGGCCCCUGACGGACAAGGACCGAAAGAAGCUCUUCCCGCCGGAGAUGCCCGCCGCCCAGGCGGUCCUCGAGGAGCAUCUGGCCACGCUGGCCGGCGGCUCGUCGUCCUCCUUCGCCUCCUCCUUCUCGUCGCUCUUCUCGUCGUCCUCCUCCUCCUCGCUCACGUCGUCUUCCUCCUCCUCCUCGCUGUCGACCGCCGGUGCUCGUAGCCCCGAUCCGCCAUCCAGCAAGAAGGACUCCACCACCCCGUCCAAGAGUGGUCGCUGGCUGCGCCUCGGCAGCAGCAGCAGCAGCAGCAGCAGCAGCAGCAGCAGCAGCAGCAGCAACAAUGGCGCCCAGGCAGCAGCCGCCCCUGUGCCGCCUGUGACUCCCCCCGCCCCGGCCACCCCGCCGGCGGCCGGAGCUCUGAGCCCCAUCCCCACCGGCACCGCCACCUCGCCCACCUCGCCGCAGGCCCCGCCCGGGGGCGCCCCCCCGCGCCAUCAUCAGCCCUUCCCCGUGCUGCCCCCCACUCGCGGGGUGUAUCUCGGCGAGCGCUACGGCGACUUCACCGAGCUCGGCUGCCUGCCGUCCGGCUCCUUCGGGCCGCUGGCCAUGCCGCUGGACCACCUGUGCCCGCACCCGGCCUUCGGCCAGCCCGGCCGCGGGGUGGACCUCCUGCGCCAAAGCAAGGCCGAGUACAAGUGGAUCAAGGAGCGCCUCGGCCACAUGGCCAAGACCCCGCCGAGCCGCAUCCAGAGCGGCGUGGCCUCCCUGCGCAUUCUCGGCCUGUGCGACCUGACCCCCGGCGUGUCGGUGUGUGUCAUCACCCGCGAGGUGUGCACCUGUGAGCGGCCGGUCGGCAGCCUGGCCUCGCCGCUGGUCGGCGCCGAUGCCGUCCUCAGCCUGCCCUCCAUGUAUUACAUCCACUUCUUUCACCCGUGGCUGCCCUCGGGCACCCCCUGGUUCCGCGUCCCCCUGGACCAGCGCUCGCACUUCCUCACCGGGGCCAGCAUCCGCAAGGCCUUCGAGGGGUCGGCCACCGACUUCGACCGGUUCCUGGUCCUGCGCUACAGCGCCCGGAUGUACUACCCCCCCUUCGACCCCGGCGUCCGCGAGGGGGUCUACUACUCCAAGUACCUGGAGUUCGCCACCGAGGCCGACGCCGAGCACAUCUUCUCUCUGGCCUCCUGGCUGAUGCCCUCGGCCCAGAUGGACCGUGCUCGUGCCGCCCGCGACAGCGUCAUCAUCUGCCAGGCCACCUGUCGGGCGUUCAUCCUCCGGCGGCGCUUCGUCCAGGCGGCCACCGCCGCGCGGCUGAUCCAGCGCGUGUGGCGCCGCUACAAGUCGCAUGUCCAGUGGCGUCGCAUGGUCCGGGCCACGGCGUUGAUGCAGCGCUUCGCACGGCGAUUCCUGGCCCGGCGGGCGGUGCGUGUUCGCCAGGCCCUGCGCCUCGGGCCCCGGCGCCAGGCCCUCCUGUCGGAGCUUUACGACACGGAGAGGCGCUACAUCGAGGACAUGAAGCUCCUGCGUGCGGUGUAUGUCGAGCCGGUGUGCCUGUUCCUGUCGCAGAUCCUCUCCUCGCGCGGGCACCUGGCGCGCUUGCUGCCGGCCCUGCACCCGGCUCGGGAGGGCCCCUCGCGCGAGGAGCGCGCCCGAUCGGCCAACGGCACGCGCGCCAUCGCCACCCUCCUGUCCAAGAAGGCCGCCCAAACCGGCAUGGCCGAUCUGCCCCUCAGCCAGCAGGAGGUCUUCGUGGUGCUGGCCUUCCGUGCCAUGCUGUCGGACUUGAUCAACCGCCACACCAGCUGGCUGGCCUCCAUCGAGCACCUGGCCACCCUGCAGUGGAAGCAAUUCGGCCUGACCGCCGCCGACGAUGGGGCCACCGCCCAGGAGAAUGACGCUCGGCUGGACGAAAUCGAGCGUCUGACCUCCAUCGCCGAGCAGUUCCACGACCUGUCCCUGGAGGAGCAGAACUCCGCCGGCCUGGCCCGGCGCGCCUUCGAUGACCUGUUCAUCUGCCCGGUCCAGCGCGCGCCGCGGUACAUUCUCCUCCUGUCGGACAUCGCGCGGUCCACCUGGCGCGCGCACCCCGACUCCAUGGCCAUGUCCAGCCUCAAGUGGGACCUGGCCUUCAGCCUGCGCCGGGUGAAUCUCAGCUCCAAGCAGGACGAGGCGCUGCACGCCUGGAACAGCAUCGAGGCCCUGUGGGGCAACAGCAAGGCCUCGCAAUUGCUCAGCGACAUGAUGAAAAAGGGCGCCAGCGGCCAUACCCCCUCCUUCGUGGCCAUCUACCGGGACUUGGUGGACCCGGGCGCCGGCCACCCGUCGGCCGGCAUCCGCCAGGCAGUGCGCACCGGCUUCCUGGCUGCCAGUGGGUAUCUGGCGGCGCCCGGGGCCGGGGCCGGGGCCGGGGGCGGGGCCAGCGGCGCCGGCAGCGCCGGCGGCCCUACCCCCCUGAUGCUGGUCAUCCACCAGGACAUCGAUGCCCUGGGCGCGCGGUCAUACUCCUUCGGCUCGGUGGCCGAGCGCGUCACCGGGGGCUUCCACAAUGACAUGCACUCUUCGGACCUGGUCAGCGUGGAGCUGUCGCUGGCGGCCAUCCUGCGCCGGGCCAGCCCCGAUGCGGGGAGCGUUUCGCCGACCGAGGUCAGCUCGGGCGCGAGUGGCACCGGCGGCAGCGGCAGCGGCCCGUCCACCCCGGGCGGCGGGCUCCGCCCCUCGCGACCCUCGGACUCGGCACUCAGUGAUUAUGCCGGCUCCCCGCCGCCCUCAGCCGGGGGCGGCACCGCCGAGCCCAGCAGCCCGGACCUGGCAUCGCCCACGGGCGCCGAGCUUGGCACCCAUGUGGCCCCGCUGGCCCCGGGGCCGGCCCUGACCCCGAGCCUGGCCUCCGUGCGGCCGGCCUGCCUGUGGACCUCGUCCGGGCAGUUUAGCGCCCUGGCCCCGCGGCCGAUCCCCACCGGGGCACAGAACGCCAGCCGCGCCCAGCUCCUGGCCUCCUGCUCCUUCCUGCUGGAAGCGGCCCCCGGGUCGUCGGGCGGCACCAUCAAGUGCCACUUCGCACUGAUGCCCUCCCGUUUGGUGUUCCUCUUCCGGCAGAAGGUCCCCUCCCGGAGGCUGAGCAGCCACCCCGGCUCGGCGGUCGCCAUCCCGGGGAAGCUCAUCAGCACGGUGACCCGGUCGCGGUCCGGCGGGGCCACCGGCCCGGGGGCCGACUCGUGGGAGGAGUUGCCGGCCGGGGGUGGCCCCCCGGCCGGGCCCUCGCGCGGCCCCUCCAGCGAGGAUCUCGCCGCGUCGACCCCCGGCACCGGCAGCACCACCCUGACGCGUGCCCCCUCCGGCACGGCCCUCUCGCGCAUUGGCAGCAGCUUCCGGCGCAUGAGCAAGAGCAGCGCCGGGGCCGGGCAAGACCGCGCCGGGGCGUUUGACGCCCCGGCGGCCGGCGGCUCGGCCGGGACGCCCGGCUCCGGGGCCGGCCUGGCCCCGGCAUCUGCGGCGCAGGCGCUGGCCGCCGCCGCCGGGGCCGGCGCCAACGACCCCGGCGCCUUCUCCGACACCUGCUGCACCGUGGUCCAGGCAUACGGGUGGAUCAGCCUCCGGGACAUGGUGGAGGUUUUCGCCCCGGGGUCCGCGGCGAAGGAGUCCUCCCGCGUGGGGGCCCCCCUCAUCCGGGCGGCCUCCUUCGCCGGCGGGGGUGCCGGGCCCGGUGGGCCGGGCCAUGGCCACGCCAGCCCCGGCGGGGGUGUCGGCGCUGCCGGGGCCACCGGCCCGGGCUUCGACACGGUGGACAUCACCUUCCGCAUGGCGCACUCGGAGGCGUCGGCCCUGACGGCCCUGGCCCAGGUGUCCACGCCGGAUAUCAGCCUCCAGGAGUCCCCCUGGGCUCUGCAUACCAUUCGCAUUCGGUCCAAGGCCCCGGCCGAGGGCGGCGACCUGUAUAAUGCUCUCAUCUCGGCCGGCGCGCCGGCGCGUGUGGUUGACGUGUGA
Messenger RNA from Fonticula alba, 4026 nucleotides. RefSeq lists its product as hypothetical. Gene Ontology annotation, molecular function: protein binding; guanyl-nucleotide exchange factor activity. Bases 1 to 4026 code for a protein of 1341 amino acids. The record is from RefSeq and is a predicted model, not a curated record. The transcript is spliced from 5 exons. NCBI's taxonomy places the organism in Eukaryota, Rotosphaerida, Fonticulaceae.